AUGAGCACGCUUCAAUCGAUUUCUACAUUGGUCAAAAUUGAUCAUGCUGAUGUAAAGCAAGCCUAUCAGAAUUAUGUCUUAGCGGAAGGCAAUCUUGACGAACAAAAACGUUGGAGUAAUGAAUUCCGAUGGGGACUUGCUCGACAUAGUGUAGCCGAAGAACUCGUUGUCUAUCCAGCUUUUGAAAAGUAUUUGGGUGCCGAGGGAAAGCAAAUAGCACAUCAAGAUCGUGCUGAACAUCAAGAACUCAAAGAGCUCUUGAAAAAGCUCGAAACAAUAUCGGUGUCCGAUCCAAGUUAUCGUGUGACAUUCGACAAACUUGUAGGAUUUUUAACAUCACAUAUUACGGGUGAAGAACAAAACGAUUAUCCUAAACUUGAAAAUGCAAUCACACCUGAACAAAGUGAUUCACUUGCUCGAUCAUACGAACGAACCAAAAUGUUCGUUCCUACGCGAUCUCACCCGAAUGCGCCUGACAAGCCGCCUUUUGAAACAGUUGUUGGUCUUCUAACAGCUCCAAUUGAUAAACUUCGAGACUUAUUCAGCAAAUUUCCUGUUGACAAAUGA
Rotaria sp. Silwood1 is the source of this 567-nucleotide messenger RNA. NCBI's taxonomy places the organism in Eukaryota, Metazoa, Rotifera, Eurotatoria, Philodinida, Philodinidae. The record is from the annotation of a GenBank genome assembly.